CCAGGCAACAGUCUUCCUCGACAGCGAGUCGAAGUUGUAGCGAAGUUUUGGUUGUUUGCACAGAUCGCACACCAAAAGUCCUACAAGUCGUACUUCCAAAUUUAUAACACUUCGUUUGAACCAACCACAUCCAACUUUAGGAUGCGUCUGCUGAUCCUCAGCCUGCUGGCUGUGGCCGCCCAUGGUCAUAGCAUCAGCUAUCGCAACAAUCUGCAAGCCUUUGCCCCGGCACGUGGUGAGUUCCCAGUUCGGAGUGAACUAGCCCAAGGCUAUCUACGCUAUCUGGACAACACGGGCGCCGAGCGUUUGGUUGGCUUCAACUACCCGGAACCAUUGUACGGCAUUCGCAGCGAGAUCUACACGCCGGAACAGUUACGCGUCGCCAGCAACAAAUUGGAGGCACAACAACAGCACUUGGCUCUCUUCCGCGCCUGGUGCGAACAGCGUUACAAUGCCCUGCGCGUGGAGCUGGAACGUCUGCGUGCCGAAGGCAAACAGCCCUCGGCCAACAUUCUGUCGCAAUUCGAACCGCUGGAGCAACUAAUUAAGACCAACGCCUUUGAGCCUGUGCCUGGCCUGAGUCCCGAAGUGCAGCGUGCACGCGAUGAACAUUUGCGCAUCUGGAAUGAGAGUCGCCUGCAAGUGUUGCAAGCUGAACUCGCUCAAGGCGGACAGCUGCAGUCUAUAGAUCAACGAUUCACACCCGAGGGCGUUCUACUGAAGACCACUCCAGUACAGCCAAUCGCAAAGCAGCCACAGGCAACUCAGGCGGCUAAAUUGUCACCAGAACCAUUGCCAAUCAAGCCAGCCACCAGCAAUCUUGCAGCCCAGCAGCCCUAUGUGCCCCUGGAGUCACCGAAGCCAGUGCAGGAGACCGCCGAAGUGUUGCGUGCUCGUGAGGAGCAUCUCAAGCUCUUCAACGCAGCUCUGCAAGCUCAGCAAGCUCAACCUGCGCAAGCCAUAACAUUGAAGAAAAGCUCCUACAUUCAGCCACAGCCGCAGCAGACACCACAGAUUGCACAGAUCGUUCCUCAGGCUCCACAGAUUUCGCAGACCCCCAAACUCGCUCCUCUACCCGUGCCACAGAUUCCACAACUCGCUCCUCUGCCCGUGCCACAGACACCACAGCAGGCUCCGAUGCCCGUAGAGGAAACGCCCGAGGUUAAGCGCGCUCGUGAGGAGCAUCUGCAACAAGUCAACGAGAUUCGGCGUCAACAGCAGGAGCUCAAAAAGCUACAGCCUCUGGCCCCAUUGUCAACUGCCACAAUAAGUAGCGAGUACAAGAAACCUGAAGCGAUUGCUCCCCUGCCUGCCGUCACCAUCAAGAGCUCCAUUCCCCAAGCACAGCCUGCAGCUGCUCCGAUUCCCACUAAGAAUAUCCAUGAGCAAAAGAUACAGUUGCUGACACAGAUCAAACUUAAAGCAGAGGACAAAGUUGCUGACUAUGAGGACAGAAUACGCUUCGAAGAGCGCGAACGGGAAGCUGAGCUUUUCCGUGAAAAGGAAUUGCGUCGCGAGGAACAGAAGCAGGCCGAGUUGGAAAGGGAACGCGAAGAGUUGCGUCUGAUCGAAGAGCAGCAGCAGCUGGCAGCAGAGCGUCAAGCGCUGCAGAUGCAGGAACAGCAGCGACUCGAGAGUGAACGUCAGCAGGAGGCGAAGCGUCUGCAGGCCGAGCAACAGUUCAUCUUUACCGUUGACUCCACACCCAGCCAGCCAAUCAGCAGCUACAAGGUGAUUGCCCCGACGCCAGUGAAGCCCCAAACUCAGCCUCAACCUCUGGUACAGCCUCAAGCUAUUGCCCAGCAGCAGCAGGUGCAGAACGGUUUCUUUUUGCGCAUUCAGGCUGGCGGCCAGCAGGGUGCUGAAGCUAUUCCCGAGACCAUUGCCCAGAAUCCCUUCCUCAUCCGUUACAUUCAGCAACCCGAGCAGGCACAAGUGAAAGUACUCAGCUCUUCCACCGGCUCAAGCAGUUCCUCAGCCGCAUCCGCAUCGCUUUCAAGUUCCAGCAGUAGCUCCACUUCGAUUACCACCGGACUCAGUGAACUGGAGAAGGCGACGCGAGAGCAUUUUAAAGCCCAUGAGAUUGCCUUGGAGCAGCUGCGUCUGGCUAAUCUGAAGAAUCCUGAAGCGAGUCCGAUUCCCUGCCAACACAAUUAGUGAUUUCUCGAAUACAUAUUGAUAUACAUAUACACUCACACACACAUACAGUUACACAAAGACACACAGACACGGAUGCACAGACUCAACGAUUAGUAUUUGCACAAUUCAUGAAAAUUCGAUUCCAAUUCAUAUGCAUUCAUUACUUUACAAUACAUUCGUAGGCUUAAAUACUCGUACUCAUUCACGUUCACGUUCACACUCAUACUCGUACACCUGUACCGAUUAUUCGAUUCAAUGAAUAUAAGUUUUAAAUGCAUUCAGUUGAGAAACAACGCAAAAAAGAAA
Molecule: messenger RNA, 2445 nt
Organism: Drosophila sulfurigaster albostrigata
Lineage: Eukaryota; Metazoa; Arthropoda; Insecta; Diptera; Drosophilidae
Exons: 1
Coding region: 142-2157 (671 amino acids)
Source: RefSeq, a predicted model, not a curated record